Messenger RNA from Dimorphilus gyrociliatus, 1209 nucleotides. Lineage: Eukaryota; Metazoa; Annelida; Polychaeta; Dinophilidae. The record is from the annotation of a GenBank genome assembly.
GAGCCAUAUUUUCAAUUUGUCAAGGUAUUACCAAAAUUAAAUAUGCCACAACAAAGUGGAGAAGUGAUUGGACAAGUUGAAAUUUUAAAAAAUAGCAUAUAUUACAUUAUUGAAAAUUUAAGAUUUCAUGAAAUUCAAGUUAUUUGUAAGCAUAUUGGUUUUAUUUCUGGAACAAUUUAUGAACAUUCCGAAGAAAGUUAUUUUCCCAUAAAGGAAACUUAUAGUUUUGCUCUUUCAAAUAUAAAAUGCAACAAUACAAACACUAAUUUUGAGGAUUGUGAAUUACAACCAAAAUUUAGAGGAAAGUCUGGACCAUCAUACAGUUUAUUUCUUUAUGGUUCUGAACAGGGUUUAAAGGAUAAUAUUAUCAUUUGUCAUACUUUAGAUGCAAAAGAUUUAAGAAAUUCACUACCAAAACAAGAUUUAAAUGAAAUAGAAUGUAACUUUGACUUUUUUCUCUGUGAACAAAGUGGCAUUUGUAUCAAUUCAAUUUAUGUUUGCGAUGGUGAAAAUGAUUGUUUGACGAACGACGAUGAAAAGGAUUGUUUACAACAACAACAGAAUACAUUUUCAUGUUUUAAAACAAAUCAAACUGUCAAAUAUACAAGUGUAUGUGAUCAUGUAUCAGAUUGUUUCGAUAAUUCUGACGAAGAAUUUUGUAGUUUUAUCUUGUGCAAUAAUGGACAAUGCAUCGAAAGAUAUAAAGUUUGUGAUGGUCGUCACGAUUGUUUUGAUAAGACUGAUGAAAUAUGUCAAAGAUCCGAUGCUCUAAUUGAUCAAGUAAAGAAAGAAUGUAAUAAGAAUAGUCAGUUUGUCUGUGAUGGAUUGUGUUAUGAACACCAUCUUCGUUGCAAUGGAAUUCCAGAUUGUUUGUAUGACGAAUCUGGGUGUGAAACUAGUUCUUCGGAUUUCACCGAAAGUGUGUGCAAAGAACAAUUUUGGAAAUGCGAUAUAGAAUUUGAUGGAAAGGGACACUUGAUAUCAAGACCAUACAGCUACUUGUGCAAAGAAUUAAAAUGCUCCUCAAACCAUUACAAAUGCUAUCUGGAAGGCUAUUGCAUUCCUAUUGAAAAUGUUUGCGAUGGAGUGAAUCACUGUUUAUACGGAGAUGACGAAUACAGCUGCCGUACAGUAGAAGGUGAAUGUAUUUUCUUCUACUUAUGGAGAAAAGGGAAAGCGAUAGGGAUUGAAGAAAUGAAUAUGAAAUGA